Megalobrama amblycephala (Wuchang bream) is the source of this 986-nucleotide messenger RNA. RefSeq lists its product as uncharacterized. The transcript is spliced from 6 exons. NCBI's taxonomy places the organism in Eukaryota, Metazoa, Chordata, Actinopteri, Cypriniformes, Xenocyprididae. The record is from RefSeq and is a predicted model, not a curated record. Gene Ontology annotation, biological process: autophagosome assembly; negative stranded viral RNA replication. The coding region runs from base 201 to 866 and encodes 221 amino acids. Gene Ontology annotation, cellular component: autophagosome membrane.
GUAGAGAAAACUAAACAUGGAUCACGUUUAACUAGUAUUUAAAGCGAUUUGCGCAACAUCAGGAGAAAAUCUGCCAAGGAAAUUGGUUGCAUAGACCUGCCCGUGAUAUUCAAUGUGAAAAACGCUGUUAAAAUACAUUAUACGAGAUUCGAAAGAGUGAAAUAGGCGAAUUGUCCAUCUGAGCUCCAAAGCUGCAGAUCAUGGAGUCUUGGAAGAGUCACGUGCGAGUGGAGCUGUUUCACCGAGACAGCAGGCAGAAAGACCCUUUCUCUGGCCUUUUUGACAAGGUGUCCAGGCUGGAGGAGAUGCUGGACUUUCACAUCAAACUCUGGCAAGGCAGUUCCAAAGAAAAUGGAAGCUCAAAAUGUCCAGAUAAAGGAGGCACACUUUAUUUGAGAGUGAAUGAAGUGGAAUUUCUUAAUCAACAGCUCAAACAGAAAAUAUCAGAUCUGACCAGCAAUAUAUACCUGAAGGAGGCGGAGUUACAAUACUGUCACUCACAAGUUGCCCGUUACAGGACAGAAGCGGUUUUGUUGGCCCAGGGGGCUUCCUGUCUGAAGUCUGAUCUGGAGGAAUAUGAGUAUCAGCUGGAGUGUCAGUCAAAGGAACUGACAGCACUGAGAUUGGAGCACAACACACUGAGAGAGGAACUGGCUGCCACAAAACACCAGAAGGAGCAGCUCCUAGACCGCUGGUUAGAGGAGAAAAAAGAGGAGGCUGAGAGGAUUAAUAAGCACAAUGCAACACAAGAAAGGUGGCAACGUUUAGCUGGUCGACUGAAGAAGCGGUAUCGUGGCAGGUCUCGCCCAACACCGUGUGCAGCCAACAGCAGCUCAGAUAUCAAACCGACAGAGCCUAAAAUUUAACGUCCUCCUUCUUAAAACAAACGUAUUUAACUAGGAAAGUGAAUUUGAUGAUGAUUUUUUUCCACACUUUGAGAUUAUUUUAUAACAAGCAUUAAAGCACUAUAAAAAAAUGAUUUUCUU